GUCACAGUAGAAAUGUGAUCACAGUCUAAAGAUUCUGAUUAGUUCUGGCACAGAGCACAGCCCUGUAACAGCAAUGAUGAAAUGCUUCUCCCUGGCUUUGCUUGUUAGCCUUUCACUUAUCAAGGAUUCAGCAGCAGCAGAAGGUGAUUGGUGCUAUGAAAUCCAGGGACAUCAAACUCUAGGCUGUGGACCCAGGUUUUGGGGCGAACAUUAUCCCACCUGUGCAAAAAAUCACCAGUCACCAAUAAAUGUUCUCACUAAAAAAGCAGUUUUUGAUAAAGCACUCAAACCGUUUCACUUUAAAGGCUAUAAUAUUACUGGGCGGCACCUGAACAUUACAAAUAAUGGCCAUUCUGCCCAAGUAGACCUUCCCACUGGUAUUGAAAUUUCAGGAGGUGGACUUUCAGAAACUUACAUCGCAGCACAGUUUCAUUUCCACUGGGGCAGUGAUGAAUUUUAUGGAUCUGAACAUACUGUAGACGGUGAAAAAUAUCCAAUGGAGCUUCACAUAGUUCACAAAAGAAAAACUAGCACUGGAGGCUUUGGGGAUCUGGCUGUUCUUGGAUUCUUUUAUGAAGAAACUGCGAAAAAUAAUACAGAAUAUAACUCACUAAUUGAAUCCUUAGGACACAUCUCUACUAAAGAUGGAUAUAAAAAUUUCUCAGCGACCCUUGAUAAACUGAUUCCAAUCAAUGAACUCAAGGUUUACUACAGGUACAAUGGGUCGCUCACCACCCCGCCAUGCAACGAGACAGUCAUUUGGACUCUGUUUAAUACAACCAUUAAACUGAGCAAGCUACAGCUUCAGGCUUUCCAUAAUAGCCUAAAUUUUACAGAGAAGCAACGAAUGGUGGAAAAUUUCAGGCCUGUGCAGAAACGGAGCGAUAGGAUUGUUUAUACCUCAAGCAGCCAAGUGAUACUGUCCUCUUUCCAGUCUUUGUUAAUCUGCUUUAUAGUUUCUUUCCUCACAAUAAUGUCAUAGCCAACAAUUUGAACUUACUGCCCAUAAACUAAAUAUUUCUGUUGGAUUUCACACAAGCAUCUUAUAUUAUUUAACCCCUUGGUAUAAAGAUGGUUUACAAAAGCUUUUUGGUGUUCUUCAUAGAAUUUUACUGCAACAAUGAAACUAUUCCUAUGUCUGAAUCAUAUAGGAAGUGAUCCUUAAUUACAAUACAAGUUCAUUUUAACAUUCUAAUUUAUUUAGUCAUUUACAAAAGAUGAAAAAAAUGUUGACAUAUGAUAUCAUUUACAUUUACUGUAAUUUAAAAUGGUAAAAAUGCCUUACAUUUUACUUUUUUUUUUUUUUAAAAAUGACAUUAUUUGCAGAAAAUUUGUAUCAUGUAGAAUAUAGAUUGCUAUCAAAACACUAAUAUUACUAAAAUUACUAAAAUUGGACCUCCUUGUGCUGGCUCCUUAAGUGACAGCAGGGCAGGGUGUAAAGUGUUAUUAGCAGUGCAGGUAGCCAUGGGUUUUAUUUGCAAGUGCACCCUGCCAAGUACAGUAACGUAACCAGCCCUGCCUGGGCCUGGGUGCAGGAUGUCCACCUCACUCUGUACACACAUAUCAUCCUGUGCAUGUUGGAAAAACAACUCACCGGGGGAGCAGGGGGUACGGGCCUAGGUGCAAUUGCACUCCCUGCUCCCCUGGGAGUUACACCACUGGCACAGCCUGUUACUGUGGGCACAGGUGCUUGAGCUUCUCACAUACAGUACUACAGUAAUACAGUGCUGCCUGCAGUUUUUAGAGCUGUAUUCAUGUAGAGUGGAGCCAUGAAUGUGUUCCCUCUCCUAUACCCUACUUGCUACCUGGCACAGGGUGAAAAUGAUCCCUGUACUUACGCAAGGAGAGAGCUACAUGGGUGCCGUGCUCUACAUCUCACAUCAAUUCUGCUGAGCAGGUGCCGCAAAAACCCUGACAAAAGUGCAUUCUGAAUGAACCCCUUUCUGCUCUAACACUCUAGUCCUGGGUUCUUCUUAAAUGAUCAAUUUGUCCUUAAAUAGAUCUCUUCUUAGAAGUCACUAGAGGCCAGCAACCUCAGUUCUCCCAGAUGUAUUAUCAGUGCAAAAUUGCUGUGUAAUGUUUGUUUUAACCUAAAUAAACUAUUAUGAUAAAAAUAGAUGCAGUCACAGAUCUGUUUCAGAAAAAAAACCCUCCCACAUAGAAGUUUAUAUGAAAUCUGAAUAAAUACUAUCUAGUUUAGAUUUGUAAUAUUUGAAAUUAAAUUUUUUUUGUUUCAAUUAUUAGUAGCCUUGAGGCCUACUCUGCUUCCUAAAGCCAGCAUCAUACUCACAGCAUUCAUGUCUAUUAACCUAAUAAUACAUGAGUUGUGUCAUGGUAACACGCUCAAAUAAAAUGAUGGUUGUGUUACAGAUUAGUGCCAACAGGCAAAACAAUUGUGGCACUAGAUUUAUGAAUGUUGUUAUGGAGCCCGCCAAAACAUUUACUCUACCUGUGCAUUUCUCAUUGUUUAUUGGAAAUAUGAUUACUGCAGUUAGACAUAUUAAAAUUAGUAUACGUCAUUCACACCUUGCAAACCUUACAAGUCAUGCAGAGAAUUCUGCAUUGUUCUACUACAGCAAUUUAUUUUUGUGUGUGUUGUUGGGAAGGCUUUUUUUCCCCUGAACACUUUGCAAAGGGGCAUAUUAUAAAAGCAUAUAAAUAAGCAGCAUAGAAAUACAAUAUUCUGAGCCACUAGCUCUCUCCAUUUAAGCUCAAGAGAAGGGACUGUGAAGCCACAAGUAAAAUAAUAGUGCAAAAAGCCACUCACUGUUGCCAUGUAUUUUCCAUCCAACACAAUCUUACUAAUAACCAGGCAUUUGUAAUGUAGGGUUUAAAUGAAAAGUGUACCAGAUACAGUAUAACAAAGUACAACAUACUGCUUUAUCUGUUGUUAAAAUUAACUUGUGGAUUUCAUUAUGAUAUACAUUUAAAUAAGUAUUUCAAGAACAAAAAAUUGCACUCUAUUCUGUAAUACUAAAAUCGUGCUAUGUUUCUGUUAAUGAAUUUUAGUGUAAAAGUGAGUAGGUCGUUAAUUAAAACUCUUUCAACAUGUUGUAGAACAUGUUAGGCAGUAUUUAGGAAAUAGUAAGGUAACCAUAUAGAACCUGAGAGCCAGGAAUAGAGAAUGAAUAACCUCAACUGCAACUUUGUUUUCAUAGAACAAUAAAAAUAAAAGCUACAAGAGUUGAUUUCUAACUAUAGCCAGAGAGGAUAUCAUAUUUGUAGCAUAAUUAAAAUUGGAUAUCACAGUUUAUUAUGGAAGGAACUUUAAUAUUCAUUCGUUGAACUUCUUGCCUUGGUGUUUUGCCACUCCUUAAGAAUAUAUAAAAUUAGGCUUAUAUCUGUUUUAUGCACUGUGCCCUUCCUUCAGUAAAUUACUCCCAACAUGUAUUUGUAUAGAGGAACAGGCCUCUGUUAGAGUACUGAUAAAUUUAUUGUAUUAUUCCAUGCAAAGCAACACUCCCUGUAGUAGAUUAGCACUUAAAGCCCACACAUAUAUAAAAGUAUAUAUAUUUUCAAUGAGUCUAUAAACUCUCAAAAAAAACCUCAAAUUGAUAAAAUCACUUACAUUUUGCCCUCAGAUAUUGCUCCCAUUUACUUCCACACAAACUUGCAAGAUUUAAGCUGGUGAGGUUUUUCAUUUGAGUAUUUCACAUUUUUUGCAUUAAAUAAAUAUCGAACAUUCAAGUUUUGGUCAAUGCUGCAUGAAAUGUGUAACCUUUAAGCUUCUACAGUAAAUAACAUAGCCAGACACGUAUCCAGGGCUUAAUACAGCUGCACUCUCACAACCUGCAGACAUAACCAUAUUAGCCUGAGUUUUUCCUUCCUAUGUCACAUUUCUGCAGCAUCUGCUUUUGAUUUAUAGUAGAUCUUACUUACCGUAAUUUGGGCUCUCUUCUCACUGCCAUUGUACUGAUGUUAAAAUACCUAUUAGUGCCUUGUCCUGUUGUAUAUUUAUACAAUAAAAUGUUUUGCUAUGAUAUUGAUAUCUAAAUAGCUACCUCUGUUGCAUUACCUCGUUUGUUACAGAUGUAUAACAAUAAAAGUGACAGUUUUUUGCAGUUGUCUGGCACAUAUUAAACACUGAACUACAUUUUAAAUAAAAGUGAUGAGAGUGUCAUCCUGUGCACGUUUACCAUUUAUUUUUAUUUUCUCUUUUUGUUUAUUAGAUGUUGGCAGUUUUACUCUGCUUAUAGCCUGCUUUUGGUACAGCUAUUUGAUCGCUGCUGCAGUGACUGGCCACAACCAAAGGAUUAAACUAUGGAUUUUAUCAGCCACAGUUUUCUUUUUCUCUCUUUUUGAUGUUAUCAAAAUGAAAGCCUGAGAAAACUGUACAGAAUAGCAUACAGAGACACUAUCUAUAUUUAACCUUCUUGCUGGUACAAUCAAAAGUAGUAUCAUAGCACUUCAACACUGCUACCAUCUAAAAAACAAAAUAGAGGGGAAAUGAAUGUAAAUUGCAAUUGCCUCUUAGAAAUAUUACAUUUGGGGGGUGGGUCCCCCUUUAAACUUGCAAACUGGCUGAAUGAACUAUAAUAACUUACAGGUAAUCUUAAAUCUUAAUCAAUACUAUUUUAUUUUGUUUUAAAAAAAUCAAGCCAAUAAACUUUUCUUAAAACA
Messenger RNA from Xenopus tropicalis (tropical clawed frog), 4620 nucleotides. It is a transcript of the gene ca4.2, whose product is annotated as carbonic anhydrase IV gene 2. Lineage: Eukaryota; Metazoa; Chordata; Amphibia; Anura; Pipidae. The coding region runs from base 74 to 982 and encodes 302 amino acids. The record is from RefSeq and is a predicted model, not a curated record. Gene Ontology annotation, molecular function: carbonate dehydratase activity; zinc ion binding. The transcript is spliced from 8 exons. Gene Ontology annotation, cellular component: plasma membrane.